Molecule: messenger RNA, 691 nt
Organism: Aspergillus homomorphus CBS 101889
Lineage: Eukaryota; Fungi; Ascomycota; Eurotiomycetes; Eurotiales; Aspergillaceae
Product: 60S ribosomal protein uL29
Exons: 4
Coding region: 67-441 (124 amino acids)
Biological process (GO): maturation of LSU-rRNA from tricistronic rRNA transcript (SSU-rRNA, 5.8S rRNA, LSU-rRNA); translation
Cellular component (GO): ribosome; cytosolic large ribosomal subunit
Molecular function (GO): mRNA binding; structural constituent of ribosome
Source: RefSeq, a predicted model, not a curated record
CCCGGUCCAUCUUCAAUCCCCUUCACGUCGACAACCCGUUACGAUACCGACACGAAGCCGCCCACCAUGUCGUCCAAGGUCAAGGCUGGUCAGCUCUGGGGAAAGAGCAAGGAUGACCUCACCAAGCAGUUGGAGGAGUUGAAGACCGAGCUCAGCCAGCUCCGUGUCCAGAAGAUCUCCAACGGUGCCUCGUCGAAGACCACGAGAAUCCACGACGUCCGCAAGUCGAUCGCUCGCGUUCUCACCGUCAUCAACGCCAACCAGCGCGCCCAGCUCCGCCUGUUCUACAAGAACAAGAAGUACGCUCCCCUCGACCUCCGCGCCAAGCAGACCCGCGCCAUCCGUCGCCGCCUCACCAAGCACGAGGCCACCCUCAAGACCGAGCGCCAGCGCAAGCAGGAGAUCCACUUCCCCCAGCGCAAGUACGCUGUUAAGGCUUAAAUGUAAAGAAACCUUGGGGUUAGGAUGGGAGUUUGUUUUUCUUUUAAACGGGAACACGUCAAUUGUUCUGAAACAAAAAUUGAUGAACGGGUUUGACCUGGCACCUUGUGUGGGAAGGGGUCCGGUUUCCAUCUAAGGGGGGGACAGGGAAAAGGAAAUUAGAACUUGAUUUUUGUGAUCUUAGAAAGAAAGAUGCAGAAUCGAUGGGCUUUUUCUUUUUCUUCUUCUCUUCAAUGAAAGGCUUUACAUG